Messenger RNA from Kwoniella shivajii, 846 nucleotides. RefSeq lists its product as uncharacterized. Gene Ontology annotation, molecular function: histone binding; chromatin binding. Gene Ontology annotation, biological process: nucleosome assembly. Bases 1 to 846 code for a protein of 281 amino acids. Gene Ontology annotation, cellular component: nucleus; chromatin. NCBI's taxonomy places the organism in Eukaryota, Fungi, Basidiomycota, Tremellomycetes, Tremellales, Cryptococcaceae. The record is from RefSeq and is a predicted model, not a curated record. The transcript is spliced from 7 exons.
AUGAGUGCUGAAGAUUUCGAAUUUGAGCCUCCUGUCGUUCCUCAAGACCUCGCCGACGAGCUUGAGAUUGAGGAAGGUGACAAGAAUGUUCGACAAAACAGAUUUUACGUUCAAGAAACAGAAGUUUACCUUAAACACCUAAGACCGAGAGUAAAGAAAAUCGAUAAAUUCUGGUUGACAACAUUACUCAACCAUACUCAACUGGCCGCCACGGCAACCUCCAAAGAGGAUCAACACGCUUUAUCAUUCCUUGAAGAUAUAGAAUUAGUGCAAGAUCUCAACGAUUUCAGACCUUUCGAGUUGAAGUUCCACUUCAAAGAAAACCCUUAUUUCACAAAUACCGUUUUAUCCAAGAAAUACGCCUUGAAAGAAGGUACUGAACCUGCUCCUAAAGAUGGUAGUAUAACAGAUGAACUGAGGAAAUUUGAAGGUACAGAUGACCUUUCAGCUGAAAGCAUCAAGAUUGAUUGGAAGUCUGAAGAUAAAAAUUUACCUAAAAAACAACCUCGUGUAGUUCAAGGUCAUGAUCACGAUGAUCCUAAUCAUGUUUGUGGUGAUGAUGAUUCAGAAGGCGGUUUUGAAGGAGAUUUAGGUUCUUUCUUCAUUUUCUUCGAGAACGCUGAGGAUCCCUUACAAAUCGGUGAUAUACUUCGAUCGGAAAUCCUACCUGACGCCUAUGCGUAUUUCGAAAACCGCGGAGAUAAUUCUCCAGGCAAUGAAUUCGGAAUGGACAGUGAUGAAGAUGAUGAAUUAGACGAAGAAAGUGAUGAUGAUGAAGAGGAGAUUGAUUUGGAAGCAGAAGAGAUUAAUAAAAAGAAGAGAAAGUUCGGCAAGAACGGGAAAUAA